Ixodes scapularis (black-legged tick) is the source of this 3067-nucleotide messenger RNA. RefSeq lists its product as uncharacterized. NCBI's taxonomy places the organism in Eukaryota, Metazoa, Arthropoda, Arachnida, Ixodida, Ixodidae. The transcript is spliced from 5 exons. Bases 360 to 2630 code for a protein of 756 amino acids. The record is from RefSeq and is a predicted model, not a curated record.
AACUCAGUGAUGCCAGACCAGCCAGAUAUUCUCAAAUAAGUCGGUCAAAUACCAAGAUUCCGACGUAACGUAGGUAACGACUAAAUCACAAACAAUUUCAAAAUUUUCCAAAUUUAGUAAGAUUCAAAUUCAUAAUAUAAGUAACUUGUUAGUGUUUAUUGGUUAUUGGGUUAUAAGCUCGCCCAUGUUUUCGUCUAUGGUCGUUUUCGACUGUUUGGAAACAAGGACACGCUAGGUGACAGGUCAACAAGAAUAUGGCGGCAGAGGCGCUUGUUGGAAAAACGUGUUCGAUGUCAUUCGCUCUAAGCGCAUAACAACGCGUGAUAGAAAGUCUGAAGUCUACACAUUUCGAAGAAGACAUGAAUGGCAACAGGUACAGGAACAACAAUCGUUUUGCUCGGCCUCCCAAUAAUAACGCACGUUGGCGGAGUGACCAAUCAUUCUCUUGUUUUGGAUAUCGACGACACGAGUUGAAUGAAGGCUCUCCACCGAACGUUGGCAGGAAUGAAGCUCUCGUCCGUCGUUCCCCAAUGCCUGGCACCGUCGACAGACAGGAGACGAACUUGGUCGGUAAUUCCCGCGGUCACUCCCAACGCGGACGCGUCAGUAAUGAAGCGUUUCGUCCGACGCGCUUUCAAGAGAAUCGACUCGGGUCCCUGUACGAUGAGCAACGCGCGGAACGCGAGAUGCAACACGAAGACGCGAUGUCUGAGGCGAUGAAAGCUGCAUUCGACACGGAUUUCCGUCUUCAGUCUCCAGUCAAAGCGCAGGAGCAAUGGCGAUCUCAGCCCAAAAUUUCUUACGGAAACCUAGCGGAAGCGCCGGAGGUGCCAAAGCGCCUCCCGCCAAUACUAAAGAACUCUCACAACCCGUGGCAAGAGGAUAAUCGUUUUCGCCCAAUUGAAAGCCAGCGUAACUCCGCGCAAGCCAGAAACCAAGAGCACAGCUGCAACUCUUUGGCGCAAAAUGGCCAGCACGAGCCGAACACAUUCCGAGACGCCAGCAUGCCAAAGGUUCCUUGGAACCACGCACCCGAAAUGCGCCCGGGCCCUGGUUUCAUUGAAGCGCCAGAAAACAAACAAGGGCAACAGAGAGAUUGGCAUCCUUCGUCCGAAUGCUUCGACCAGUCUAAUAGCAGAGGCUAUUUUGAAAAGCUGAAGCACCAGGAAUACCACAAAAACCUGUUCGGGAACCGUGAAGCAUUACUGAACAACCUUCAUGCGAAGCCUCUGUGGAGCGCGGAGGGCAACCAGAACUCCUCGUUUGUAAAUUGCAGGGAGGAGCUGUCAUUCUCCACAUUUGGCGGUGCAAACAGUCGGGGUAACAACUUCCAGACCCAGGAGAAUCGCACAGCAGUCAGCAACAACUUUCAGGGUACCUGGAGGGACAAGAGUGAAGGGAACGGUAACAUGAGGGGCAACUUCCGCAAGCCUGGGACAGAAAACCGCCGGGGAAACAGAGGCCGUCCUUGCUUACAAAGCGUGGAAAGCUCGAGGAAGGUGGAAAGUAAGCCCUAUGCUCGUAACUGGAGCGGCCAUCCCCCAAGUAAUCCUCCAGCACCUUCAAUUCCAAAAGAGCAACAACAGUGGGAGGGUGCCAGCAAUCCAAAGGCACAGAAGUCACAGGAGCAGCGGCCGCUCGACGCUCGAGCCAUUCUUGAGAGGAAGCGAAAGUGUGCCGCCGAGGAGGAGACCCCAAAUCCGCAACCCCCGGUCGAAAACGACUUCGAGGGUGAGGAAAGCUCGGUGCGGCCUGCUUUGCCUCAGCUGCACCUGGGCAGAUUCAGCGAGCACUUGGACCAGAAAACAAUAAGGGUACAGAACACAGACAGUCCCCGGAACAAGAACACCCAACGUUGGAUUGAAAGCCACUUCUCCGAGGAUGAUCCGUUAGAGGCAGCCGUACCUGAGGUACACGAAGUGGACGAGUCUAAGCUGCUGCCUGCUGACGUGCCUUUGGAUCAACUGCUGCAUGUUGUCUUCCUGGAUAUCGACAAGAGGAGUUUCUUCGACGAAGUGAAGCAAGCCUUCUUGCCGGGCACCCUCGUGUACCUGUUCUUUGGUGACCCAUCCGUGUUGCUGCCCACCAGGGAACAUCCUUUCUACAAAGAGAACAAGAACAACUGGAUCUACUUCUACCCGGACUGCAGCACCGAGUACGGCUCAUACCUCGUGGCUGCACCCGCAGUGAUUGGCUGGAUGGACCAACAGCUACCCCAGAAAGUGAGGUUCCUCGUCCAUGGCCACCAAAAGCAGCUAAAGUUGGAAGGCCUGCAGAGGAAAGUGACCUUCUACCCCACAUCCAGAACUAUAGACGUACACCUUCUCAACAGGAUGCUCAACGGAGACUUCGAGCCCGCACAGGCGGCCAGGACAGGCGUGCCAGCUGGGAAGACGGUGGUGAUCAGGAAGAACCCCAGGCCCCUGCUCCCAUCCCCUCCCAGUACGACCUUUGUGGGACACUGUUCAAAACAGAAAAGCCCGCCAGCGCAGCCGAGCCCGAGGCAGAAAAUUCGACCAGUGAUGGCCCCAUCGAGCACCACAAACCCACCCAAACGUACCCCCAUCGUCCCGCCCAGGCAGCCCACCAAACCAGACGCACCGCCACAGAGGAAAAAGAUUGUCUGGUAACUGUUCCCCCUCCCCCCCAUCUCUGCAGAGGCAUCACAAGUCAUACAAGCGAAACAUUGCCUCACACGUCCUUUCUCAUAUUGGACUGCUCAAGCCGAGCAGUUUGCAAUCGUGUGUACAGUUUCCUUUGCUUUAUUAAAAACAAGUUGUCGCCUUUUUAAUUUUUUUUUUUUUUUUUUCAUUAUGGUGUUGAAACUGUUAUAAGAGUUGAGAGUUCAUAUACUAUACGGCAUUUUGUGUUUUUACGAUCCUAGAUUAAAUUGAAUAUUGGUUUCGAAGGGUUGUUUUCAAAAUAGCAACACGAAGACUGGUUGCUGGGCUAAACUGACCCGAGUUCAUUGUUUGCAGUGUAAGCGAAUUUCUUACUUUUUGUAAAUUGUUCAUUAUAUAGCAUGUUGCUAGUGUUAUGAGAGUUGUUAAUAAAAAAAAAACAUGUU